Solanum verrucosum is the source of this 1226-nucleotide messenger RNA. Its product is annotated as ethylene-responsive transcription factor ERF061-like. Gene Ontology annotation, biological process: regulation of DNA-templated transcription. NCBI's taxonomy places the organism in Eukaryota, Viridiplantae, Streptophyta, Magnoliopsida, Solanales, Solanaceae. Bases 168 to 1208 code for a protein of 346 amino acids. The record is from RefSeq and is a predicted model, not a curated record. Gene Ontology annotation, molecular function: DNA binding; DNA-binding transcription factor activity. The transcript has a single exon.
AUCAUCAAGAACAAAUUCUUCAACUUUUAACACACCCUCAAAUUUUCUUGGAUCAGUGUAUUAUAAAUCUCAACAAAAGGGACAAUUUUUUUUAGUAUCCUUUUUUCCUUUUUGUGUUUUCUCUUUUCUCCUACAUCACUUGUCUCUCUUGAGGAAAUCAAGAAACUAUGAGCAGAAUUCAAGAAACCAUGUCUUACUCAUCUGAUGAGGCUGCUCAAAUUAGAUCAUCUUUAUCUCAAAUCCUAUUAACAAGUAGUACCAACACUUUAGACUCAAUAUUUUUUCAUUGCCAAGAACCAAAAAAUCAAAUGACUACUACUAGUCCUGUUCUUGAACCACUAUGUUCUUCAGUCUAUCUCAGACAAAAAGAUUUGCUCCAAAAAUUUUGGGAACAAAAUAGAACAAAUAUCACAAUUCCAACAACUUCCACACAAACCCCACUUCAAGGAUCUUUAUAUUCACAAAAAUUUUGGGAACAAAAUAGAGCAAAUGUCACAAUUCUAACAACUUCCACACAAACCCCACUUCAAGGAUCAUUAUAUUCACAAAGAUAUGUUAGUCCAAACAAGAAAAAGUUAUAUAGAGGAGUGAGACAAAGGCAUUGGGGAAAAUGGGUGGCUGAAAUAAGACUUCCUCAGAAGAGAAUGAGAGUUUGGCUUGGAACUUAUGACAAUGCUGAGGCUGCAGCUUAUGCUUAUGACAGAGCAGCCUAUAAACUUCGCGGGGAAUAUGCACGAUUGAACUUUCCAAAUCUACGCGAUCCAAGUGAGUUGGGAUUUGGAGAUAGUGCAAAGAUGAAUGCUUUGAAGAAUUCUGUGGAUGCUAAGAUUCAAGCUAUUUGCCAGAAGGUUAAAAGGGAGAGAGCUAAAAAGGGUGGAAAGAAAAUUGUUGAAAGUGAGAAAAAAGUUGCAAAAAAUGUGGAUUUGGAUUCAUCAUCUUGUUCUUCUUCUUCAUUGGUUGGUAGUGAAAGUUGGAGUCAUAGUGAUGUGAUUUCAAGUAGUUCUGAUGAUGGAUUCUUGAAUAGUGAGAAAUCACCUUGCUCUGUUCUUGGUGACUGCCCCAUGGGGCCUGAGAACAAUAACUGCCAUGUCAUUAGCAUCACACAUCAAUUCGAAAGGUCUGUGCUGGAAUCGGAGUUGGAAGAUUAUUCCUUAGCAACAAUGCCUUCUUUUGAUCCUGAGUUGAUAUGGGCAGUUCUGGCUAGCUAGAAGUCAUUCCGACUUUGU